AUUUGGCAACGUUGUGUUAUUCCCAUUAGUUUUGUUUAAUAUAUUCAAUUUCAAUUCAAGAUAAUAGACAAAUAGACUAAUAUUCCUGAAGUUAGAGGGUUAGGUAUUAUAUGUUCAUUGGUAUGUCAAUAAUAUAAUGUUCAUUGUUCGUAUAAAUGUUUUUAAGUUAUGAUUAAUUGAGUUCAAAGAUUAUCUGUUACAGUUUAAGAAUUAAUUAUCAAAAAUCUUCAGAGUUUAUACAAUGCCUGUUCCAAAUAAUGAGAAAAAUACAUUAGAACCUGAAGCUAAUCAAGCUUCAACUUCAGACGAUAACGCUGACGGUGCCGCUUUAGGGGGUGAAACUGGUCCUACUGUUAAUGAAAUAGUAAUUAUAGAUCCUGAAUGUUUAGAGUUAGAUUUGAACCAUGGUCGUAUAGAUAAACUGCAAAAUUUAGAGCCUUUGACACGCAUUGAAAACCUGUAUUUGAGAUGGAAUUUAAUUACAAAAAUUGAAAAUUUGGAUACUUUAACCACUCUUGUAGAAUUGGAGCUAUAUGAUAAUCAAAUAACCAAAAUUGAAAACCUUGGAUGCUUGGUCAACUUGGAGAUAUUGGAUUUGUCAUUUAACAGGAUACGUUCAAUAGAAGGACUAGAGAAUUUAUCAAAGCUAAAAAAGUUGUUUCUUUCAUCAAACAAGAUUAGUAAGAUAGAAAACUUGAAUAAUUUGGACAAUUUAACAUUAUUGGAACUUGGUGACAACAAAAUAAGGGAAAUUGAAAAUAUGGAAGGCUUAACUUCCUUACAGUAUCUUUAUUUGGGAAAAAAUAAAAUAUCCAAAAUUACAAAUUUGGACCCUCUUAUAAAUUUGACGUGCCUAAGUCUUCAAAGUAAUAGACUAACAGUUAUAGAAAAUUUGGAAAACUUGAAACAGUUAAAUGAGUUAUAUUUAUCAGAAAAUGGAAUUGAAAAGAUAGAAAAUCUUACGGAGAAUAAAAAAUUGGAAACUUUAGAUUUGGCCCACAAUAAAAUUAAGAUUGUCGAAAAUAUUUCACAUCUGGCCGAACUCUCCGAAUUUUGGAUGAACAAUAAUGAAAUUUCUGAUUGGUCUACCAUCGAGAAUUUGUCAAAUUUAAAAAAUCUUGCUACGGUUUACUUUGAGAAGAAUCCUUUCGCAGAAGAUCCCAUGUACCGAAGGAAACUAAAAUUAAUUUCACCUUCUUUGACUCAAAUUGAUGCCACUUUAUGUCGUUAAAGAAUCUUUUUCACAAUAAAAAGACUUGUUGGUGAUUUAAAGAAUAAGUACAGUAUUCUAUUUGAUGUAAUUUUUUGUUUAUUAACUGAACUAAUUGUAAGAUGAUGUGUUAAGACAAAAUUAAGAAAGCUUCCUCAUGUUUGUAAAUAAAUAAAAUAUGUUACUAAGUUUCCGAUAUUCCUUCAA
Messenger RNA from Diorhabda carinulata, 1417 nucleotides. Its product is annotated as protein phosphatase 1 regulatory subunit 7-like. Gene Ontology annotation, molecular function: protein binding. Bases 242 to 1231 code for a protein of 329 amino acids. The record is from RefSeq and is a predicted model, not a curated record. The transcript is spliced from 5 exons. NCBI's taxonomy places the organism in Eukaryota, Metazoa, Arthropoda, Insecta, Coleoptera, Chrysomelidae.